Messenger RNA from Cyprinodon tularosa, 3057 nucleotides. RefSeq names its product mitofusin 2 (gene mfn2). Gene Ontology annotation, cellular component: mitochondrial outer membrane. Gene Ontology annotation, molecular function: GTPase activity; GTP binding. The record is from RefSeq and is a predicted model, not a curated record. NCBI's taxonomy places the organism in Eukaryota, Metazoa, Chordata, Actinopteri, Cyprinodontiformes, Cyprinodontidae. Bases 266 to 2560 code for a protein of 764 amino acids. Gene Ontology annotation, biological process: mitochondrial fusion; mitochondrion localization. The transcript is spliced from 18 exons.
GAAGAAGAAGUCACUUCCGCUUCCGGCUGAGCUCCGCCAGCCUCUCCUGAUCCUUCUCCUUGGAAGAAAAGCUGGAAUUUUCUGUUCGCCGGAGAGGAGCUGCUGCUUCCCGCUACCAGCAUCCCUGACAGGCUGACCCUGGUAACCUUUGACCCCUCAGUGACCCCUCAGUGGUCCCGCUGCCGGAGGCUCCGGACGGCCCCCCGCUAACCUUGGCGGACCUGCUUAGAGUUCAGGCCGGAGGCAGGAUGCAGGGAGACCGCUGAUGACCACAGAGCCCGACCCCAGUGCCAUGUCUGUAUCUGCCGCCCCUUUACCAUUUCCAUGCAAGAAGAAGAAGCGAGUAAUGGCUGAAAUCAAUGUGUCGCCACUGAAGCACUUUGUCACCGCAAAGAAGAAGAUCAACGGGAUAUUUGAACAGCUCGGCACCUACAUCAAGGAGAGUGCCUCCUUUCUAGAAGAUACCUACAGAAACGAUGAGCUGGACCCGGUGGCCACCGAGGAGCAGGUCCAGGAGGUCUGCAGCUACCUGUCCAAGGUGGCCGGAAUAGGAGAGGUUCUGGCCCGGAGGCACAUGAAGGUGGUCUUCUUUGGAAGAACCAGUAACGGGAAGAGUUCUGUGAUCAACGCCAUGCUGUGCGAUAAAGUCCUGCCCUCUGGCAUCGGACACACCACCAACUGCUUCCUGAGGGUGGAGGGCACCGACGGCAGCGAGGGCUUCCUCCUCACCGAAGGCUCCGAGGACAGGAAAAGCAUUACGACGGUGAACCAGCUGGCUCACGCUCUGCACCAGGAUGUGGACCUGGACGCCGGCAGCCUGGUCUGCGUCAUGUGGCCCAAAGCCAAGUGUGCUCUGCUCAGAGAUGAUUUGGUGCUGUUGGACAGCCCUGGCAUAGAUGUCACCACGGAACUGGACAGCUGGAUCGAUAAGUUCUGUCUGGACGCAGACGUGUUUGUCCUGGUAGCAAACUCUGAAUCCACGCUCAUGCAAACGGAGAAGUCCUUCUUCCAUAAAGUCAACGAGCGUCUCUCCAGUCCCAAUAUUUUCAUCCUCAACAACCGCUGGGAUGCGUCUGCCUCAGAGCCGGAGUAUAUGGAGGAGGUCCGCCGGCAGCACAUGGACCGCUGCUCCAACUUUCUGGUGGAGGAGCUGGGGGUGGUGGACAGAGCUCAGGCCAGUGACCGCAUCUUCUUUGUGUCGGCCAAAGAAGUGCUGCAGGCUCGCGUGCAGAAGGCCCAGGGGAUGCCGGAAUCAGGUGGAGCUCUAGCUGAAGGAUUUCAAGCCAGAAUGUUUGAGUUCCAAAACUUCGAGAGGCGAUUUGAGGAAUGCAUCUCCCAGUCUGCGGUGAAGACCAAGUUCGAGCAGCACACAGUCCGAGCUAAGCAGAUCUCUGAAGCUCUGCGGCGCAUCAUGGACCUGGUUCACACAGCUGCCCAGGAACAGAGACUCUACUGCGUGGAGACAAAGGAGGAUCGUCAGCAGCGGCUGGAGUUUAUAGAGAAGCAGCUGGACCUGCUGACCAUGGACUGCAAGGCCAAGAUCAAGAAGAUCACAGAGGAGGUGGAGAGGCAGGUAACCAACACCAUGGCAGAGGAAAUCAGGAGGCUGCAUGUGCUGGUGGACGACUUCCACAUGGACUUCCACCCGUCACCAGUGGUCCUCAAGGUCUACAAGAACGAGCUGCAUCGCCACAUAGAGGAGGGUCUGGGGAAGACCAUGUCUGAGAGGUGCUCCAGCUCCAUCACCUGCGCCCUGCAGGCCACCCAGAUGGAGAUGAUGGAGGGCCUGAAGCCGCUGCUGCCCAUCUCUGCCAAAGAUCAGGUGGACAAGAUAGUUCCCCGCCAGUACUUCAGCCUGACCUAUGACCUGGCCUGUGACAAGCUGUGCAGCGACUUCCAGGAGGACAUCAGCUUCCACUUCUCCCUGGGAUGGACCAUGCUGGUCAACCGCUUCCUGGGCCCCAAGAACACGCGGCGUGCCCUCAUGGGCUACAGCGAGCAGGUUCCUCGGCCCAUGGCCUUAACUCCAGUCAGCACCAGUAUGCCUCCUUUCCCACAGAGCUCAGUGACUCAGGAGGAGCUGAUGGUCACCAUGGUGACGGGGCUGGCAUCCCUUACCUCCCGUACGUCCAUGGGAGUCCUUGUAGUGGGCGGUGUGAUCUGGAAGGCGGUGGGAUGGCGUCUCAUCGCGCUCUCCCUCGGCCUCUACGGGCUUCUCUACGUCUACGAGCGGCUCACCUGGACAACCAAGGCCAAGGAGAGGGCCUUCAAGCGGCAGUUUGUGGACUACGCCAGCGAGAAGCUGCAGCUGAUCGUCAGCUACACCGGAUCCAACUGUAGCCACCAAGUGCAGCAGGAGCUGAGCAGCGUCUUCGCACAGCUGUGCCAGCAGGUAGACGUGACCCGUCAGAACCUGGAGGACGAGGUGAACAACAUGAACAGGAAGAUCGAGCUCCUGGACACCCUGCAGAGCAAAGCGAAGCUCCUCCGGAACAAGGCGGGCUGGUUGGACAGCGAGCUCAACAUGUUCACCCAGCAGUACCUCCAGCCCAGCAAGUGACCCGGAGGGAGACGCAACAUGGCCGACCUGCUGCUGCGGUUCUGUUUGUGUGCAGAUGAUCCGUGUUGUUUGCAUGUCCUGCUUACUGCCGUAGUCACGUGAACUCGUUCAGUUUCAGGAGAAGCCGGAGGUUAUGUGAGAGCGUGGUUUGGUCUUCCUCUCCGUUAGCGUCCGGCUGUCCUGCUCAGACCAUCCUGUAGAUUUCUAAUCCCGUUCGUUUUAAAGCACUUUACUAAUAAAUCCAAGUUCUGCUGGGAACUCUGGCCUCAGCUGUGGCCAGUCAGACUGGUUCCAGUUUGAUCCCAGUGAAGGAAACCUGUGGCACCUGGUGUCUAAUAUCUUAAUUUAUUAAUUGAUGUACAUUUGUUUUGUUUGCUGUAUAAAUGUAAAUUAUUUUUGUUUUUGUCCCAGUUCCCCUUUCAGCAGUUAAGAGACAGAAUUUCAGCCACUAUGAUUAUUUUUUGUAAAUUCUAAUAAACUAUUUCUGUUGCUCGUUA